CAACAGUGAAUAUAUACUUCUAAAAGAAAACCUAAACAUCUGAGAGAAGAUCCAGAUGGAUAAUGCGAAUUCAGCUCCGACAGGUUGCUACAAAUGCGGAAGAACCGGCCACUGGUCUCAUGACUGCCCCGACGCCCCCAAAUCGGACCCUCCAUAUCCCAGAAGAGCCGGCUCCGACAAUCCAAAUUCCGCCGGAAAGGGAUGCUACAAGUGCGGAAGACCCGGUCACUGGGCACGUGACUGCCCCGAUCAACCCAAUCCCAACGCUUCCUCCUCCAGCACCGACUUUACGUCGAAUCCGCUUCCCAGACCCGAAAACCCCAAGAAAGUAGCCAAAAGCAGAACCCGACCCAAGCUCACACCCGAACUUCUCCUCUCCGAUGAUGGUCUCGGGUACGUCCUUCGCCACUUUCCUCGGGCUUUUAGGUACCGUUGUCGUGGUCACGAGGUCCGUGAUUUGAGGAACUUAAUUGAGUUGUACAGAGAAUGGCACAAGCAUUUGAUCCCAUAUUACUCUUUCGAUCAGUUUGUGCAUAAAGUCGAUAAAGUUGCUUCUUCCAAACUUAAUUCUGAGCAUAUAUACACAUUCUUCAUUUGCUGCAUAUUUUUUGGCCAGAAUUGUAUUAAAGACUUAAGAGAGCGAAUUGCUAGAGGAGGGGAUCCUACAAAAUCGCAUGAAAGUCCAGAUGAGAUUAACCCUCCCACUGAUGAGCAAGUGGCCGGCCAGACUGGGGAACAAACUCAUGACCACCAUGAAGGAGAUCAUGUUGAUGAGAUUCAAGAAAGUAUGCUUAAUGAAAUUUACCAGAAGGCUUCUGAGGAACCAUCUCAUGACAUACACACCCCUACGGUUGCUGCUGAAGCACUUGCAGCCGGUGACUCAAGGCCACAGGAGCAAAUGCCAAAUGGUGAAGCUAACUGCUGUACUGAAAUCCAUAUUACAGAAGAACAGAGCCUGCCUCGUGUUCGAAUCACAGAAGAGCAGCGUGCUCGCAUGGAAGCUAAUAGGCUGAAAGCACUAGAAAGAGCUGCAAGCUAAUAGGCUGAAAGCACUAGAAAGAGCUGCAGCCAGAGCUCGUUCUUUGCAUUCAGCCCACUGUCGACUGUCAACUACAACUGUUUUUUGUUAUUUU
Messenger RNA from Hibiscus syriacus, 1133 nucleotides. RefSeq names its product chromosome segregation in meiosis protein 3-like. Gene Ontology annotation, molecular function: zinc ion binding; DNA binding. NCBI's taxonomy places the organism in Eukaryota, Viridiplantae, Streptophyta, Magnoliopsida, Malvales, Malvaceae. The record is from RefSeq and is a predicted model, not a curated record. Gene Ontology annotation, biological process: replication fork arrest; DNA damage response; DNA replication checkpoint signaling. Gene Ontology annotation, cellular component: nucleus; replication fork protection complex. Bases 56 to 1039 code for a protein of 327 amino acids. The transcript has 6 exons.